AUGGGAAUUUUUGCGCGGUCGGUUCUGGAAAUUUCGGAUUCUCCAAAAGAGGCGCAGGCAACAGCGACUAACGUAUCGUCGCAGAUGCAUCAUGUGUCUAGAACGAAACGGGGACAAGCAAUCGGCUCUGUUCGAGGAUUUCGUGGAUGUACAAUUUGGAUGACGGGGCUUUCCGGUGCCGGGAAGACUUCUGUUUCUUUCCAGCUUGAAGAAUAUCUUGUUUCUCAAGGAAUUCCUGCGUACAGUUUGGACGGAGACAAUAUGCGCACCGGUCUGAAUCGUAAUCUCGGCUUCAGCAAAGAGGAUCGCGAGGAGAAUGUGCGUCGCGUCGCCGAAGUCGCGAGGCUCUUCGCGGACGCCGGCAUCAUCACCCUCUGCAGCUUCGUAUCGCCGUUCGCGGCGGAUCGGAAAAUGGCACGCGAGAUUCACAGAAACGCCGAUCUGCCCUUCUUCGAGAUAUUCGUCGACGCAUCCCUCCAGGUAUGCGAAUCCCGUGACGUCAAGGGACUUUAUAAGAAGGCCCGCCAGGGUAUCAUUAAGAGUUUCACCGGCAUCGAUCAGAAUUACGAUGUACCCGUCACGCCUGAUCUCGUCGUAAACACGGAGAACGCGACUGUUCGACAAUCCACCGAUCUCGUCGUCGAUUUUCUCCAGCGUAAGCACAUUAUACCAAAGUUGGGCGAAUCCAAGCAACCUUUCCGGGAACUAUUCGUGAAAGAGGAUAGAGUAGAAGAUGUCCGGAAGGAAAUGAGAACACUUCCAGUCUUGGAGAUCGGAGAGAUAGAUAUGCAAUGGGUACAAGUUCUCGCUGAAGGAUGGGCGGCGCCUCUGAAAGGAUUUAUGAGAGAAAAUGAGUAUCUUCAAACGCAGCAUUUUAACUGUCUUAGGUUUAAAUCUAUCCUAUCCUAUAUAAUAGCUCUAUGUCUUACAAAAUUAACAGGCAUUAUGAAAAAUGAAUACAUGAAUCAAAUUUGUUUUUUUUUUCUCGUACAGACGCAGCAUUUUAACUGUCUGUAUGAAAACGGGGUUCAAAUCAACCAAUCGAUCCCUAUUGUUCUUGCCGUAAGCACCGUUGAUAAGGAACGCUAUAUCGAUGCGAGUGCGCUCGUUCUCAGAUAUCAAAAUAAGGAUCUUGCAAUCUUACGUAAUCCGGAAUUUUAUCACCACCGCAAGGAAGAACGUUGCUGUCGGCAAUUCGGCACCAACGAUCCUAGGCAUCCGUACGUCAGAAUAAUUCGGGAAUCCGGCGAUUGGUUAGUCGGCGGUGACUUGGAAGUAAUCGAAAGAAUUCGGUGGAACGAUGGUCUAGAUCAUUACAGGCUAACGCCUAACGAGAUCAGGAACAGAUGUCAGGAGAUUGGCGCCGAUGCGGUUUUUGCUUUCCAAUUACGAAAUCCGAUACACAACGGACAUGCGCUGCUGAUGCAGGACACCAGAAGAUACCUCGUCGAAGAGCGUGGCUUCAAGAAACCAGUUCUUCUCCUGCAUCCUUUAGGUGGAUGGACUAAAGAUGACGAUGUUCCUUUGCCGAUCAGAAUACAACAGCAUCAGGCUGUCCUCGAGGAAGGUAUCUUGCACAAGGAUACUAUUCUCGCUAUUUUCCCGAGUCCGAUGUGUUACGCCGGUCCUACAGAGGUGCAAUGGCAUGCCAAAGCUCGUAUGAUCGCAGGAGCAAAUUUCUACAUCGUUGGCAGGGAUCCCGCCGGCGUGCCCCAUCCUGAUAAAUCCGUCACACCGGACGGCAAUCUUUACGACGCUACUCAUGGGGCGCGCGUUCUUUCAACGGCGCCGGGCUUAUGGAAUCUUGAAAUUAUCCCUUUUAGGGUAGCCGCUUACGACAUCAAAGUGAAAAAGAUGUCUUUCUUCGAAGCUGAACGACAGGAAGAUUUUAUUUUUAUUUCCGGCACCAAAAUGCGCGCUUUGGCCAAAAAUGGUGAAGACCCUCCCGAAGGCUUCAUGGCACCAAAAGCAUGGAAAAUUAUCGCGAAAUAUUAUCAAACUGCACAUACAUGCAGGUGAGAAGUGAAUUAUCAAAAU
Molecule: messenger RNA, 2037 nt
Organism: Formica exsecta
Lineage: Eukaryota; Metazoa; Arthropoda; Insecta; Hymenoptera; Formicidae
Product: bifunctional 3'-phosphoadenosine 5'-phosphosulfate synthase-like
Exons: 8
Coding region: 1-2019 (672 amino acids)
Biological process (GO): sulfate assimilation; 3'-phosphoadenosine 5'-phosphosulfate biosynthetic process
Molecular function (GO): adenylylsulfate kinase activity; ATP binding; sulfate adenylyltransferase (ATP) activity
Source: RefSeq, a predicted model, not a curated record